Messenger RNA from Marchantia polymorpha subsp. ruderalis, 3027 nucleotides. NCBI's taxonomy places the organism in Eukaryota, Viridiplantae, Streptophyta, Marchantiopsida, Marchantiales, Marchantiaceae. The record is from the annotation of a GenBank genome assembly.
GUUUUUGUCCGGUGGUCGUGCUGUGCUCUCCGAAACCCUAAACCCUCUCGGCCAGUUGACAGUGCAGAGCGGUUGCGCUCGAGGAGGGAGGAAGGGGACGACGACGAGGAGAGAGUGGAGAGCGCGGAGGUGCGAGUCGGUCGAAUUCCAGGGGAAAUUCCAGCGACUGAUUUUGGGACGAAAUCUGGAGGACUGGGACGAGGCUGGUCGAGAUGGCUGUGAUCGGCACGGAUUAUGUGCCCGUUCGGCCGAAGCUCUAUCCGAAAUCUCGCGAUUCGCUCACCGUCGACUCGAAGUUCUGGAAGUCGUUCAAAGCGCAGCGCACCGAGCAGCAGAUUGCUGCUGUCAGCAGCAUUCAUUUCAGUCCGGUGUCGCCGUAUGAUUUCGCCGUGACCUCCUCGACCAGGGUGACGAUCUACAACGGGAAGACGAGAGAUGUGAAGAAGAACAUUUCGCGCUUCAGCGAUGUCGCUUACUCGGGAGCGUAUCGAGGCGAUGGGCAGCUGAUUGUGGCCGGGGGCGAGUCGGGGCUGAUUCAGGUCUUCGAUGCCACGAGCCGAACUGUCCUUCGGCAGCUCAAGGGCCACAAGAGAGCCGUGCACUGGGUCCGCUACUCGCUCGAGGACCGGCUGCACGUUCUUUCGGCCGGCGAUGACAACUCGGUGCGAUGGUGGGAUGUGGCCUCGCAGACUCAGCUGUUCAAGAUGGAGCAGCACACCGAUUACGUGCGGUGCGGGGCGUCCUCGCCCUCGAGCGAGUACACAUGGGCGACAGGAUCCUACGAUCACUCGGUGCGGCUGUGGGACGUGCGAGCGGCGAAAUGCGUUCUUCAGCUGAAGCAGGAGACUCCUCUGGAGGAUGUCAUCUUCUUCCCAUCCGGGGGUUUGGUCGCCACUGCGGGUGGCAAUGUCGUCAACAUCUGGGACGUAGUCGGAGGUGGAAAGCUUCUGUACUCGCUUGCAAAUCACCAAAAGACCGUGACGAAGCUAUGUUUCACCUCCCCGGACAUAGCCGGGACGCUGUCACCUCGCCUCGUCUCAGCUUCGCUCGAUGGGCACGUGAGAAUGUUCGAAUUGGAGAAAUUCAAGGUCACUCACGCGGCCAAGUACAGCAGUGGGUCGAUCUUGUCGAUGGACAUUUCGCCUGCGUGCACUACUCUCGUCGUGGGUAUGUCUAACGGAGCGCUGGCCAUACGAGAUCGCCGAAAAGUUGCGGAGCUGGAUGAUCUCUCGGCUCCGGCCCUCCCGGCACUAGGAGAAGCAGCAACAGGCACAGAGUUGAUGGGUAUGGAGCCGCUGAAGCCGCCGCCGAAGAAACCUCUGAAUCCCAACAGUCACCGCUAUUUUCUUCGUGGUCGCACCGAGAAGGCGUCGGAGAGCGACCACUUUUAUGCUCGAGAGAAGAAGAUAAAUCUGACGAGAUACGAUGUGUUCCUGCGCAAAUUUCGUUACAGGGACGCGCUCACCACUGCUCUUCGGACUUCUGAUCCCAAAGUGGUUGUGGCGGUCAUGGAAGAAUUAGUUGCCCGGAAGGGUCUGGUGAGGGCGCUGACCAACUUGGACAACAUGAACCUCGUCUCUCUCAUGAGCUUCCUAGCGAAGCAAGCAAUGUUCCCGAAAUACGCCAGGCUCUUGAUUCCUGUCACUUUGAGGGUGUUGGACAUGUACGAAGGCACUUUCAGAUCUAUUCCCGCCAUCAACAGACCGAUAGCUUGGUUGAAGGAGAGAGUGACGCAGGAGGUUCAGUUGCUCGUAGCUCUUCAAGUUCUCCAGGGAACUCUGGAACCUCUGCGACAGACUGCCACCCUCUCGUAAAACUCCUGACUUGGUUGUGUUCAUGGGUCUUGAGCUGGCUGCGUGAGCCAGGUUUAGCACAGCAACCUCUUCCCCACUUGAGCGAGUCUGAAUCUACUCACGUCGGGUUCGAUGCAAAUUUAAAUUUGGUGGGGUAUCUCUGUAGCUCCUGUUCAGCAGUGAGUACUGCUGAAAUCGAAUGCCGCAGUGUUUCUGCCACAGGACUGAUGCAUAAAUGUAGAUAAUUCUUCAUCCCUGGGCGAGACUGGGGAAACGCGCAAUUGCAGGCCAUUGCAGGGAAGGCUGUGGAUUUGACAGGUUGGCUUCAAACAUCACAAUUGCCAGUGACCGGGCAUCAGCCAAAGCGAUAGUUAGGUAGUGGUUACGAUCAAGUUUACUUUCAGGAUGCACACCAAGUUCGGGAUGAAAAUGCUUGCGGUUCCAUCUUCUCGGGACGGGGUUCUGCGAACAUCUCCGAAGCUGCUGUGCACAACGUCCUCUCGAUUAUAACUGAAAGGGUGUAGAAUGGAGAUUCUGGGAAGGGAUGCCCUGUCGCCUUUUACCACGAGAAGUGAGCUGGACACCCGCGGGUAGUGGAAAGUUCGGUGGAAUAGGCGGUAAGCAGACGAGUCUCAAUCUGUUUCGGAUUUCCUUGAGCUUGUGAGGUCUGACUUUGUUACGGACGAUGUGGUUGUUCCCUACUGCCUUGUUGCCCAUUGUGGGAGGGUUUUUCCCACUGUCCUGAGUUAUACAAUUUUCACUUGUACAGUAGCCGGAACUCACUACAAAAGUAGUGAGAAGUCAUCCAUCGUAUGGAAGUUGUUCAUACUGUCGUGAAGGAUUGAUAGCAAGCUGAAUUCCUUCUGUGUGAUCCUGUUCUGUUUGAAAUCACAUCUGCAUACAGGUGACUUGGCUCAGAGUGGGAUCUGUCCGAAGAUGUUCGGAUUGUUGUAUUUUCAGUAGGCUGCCACUGAUUGCCAGAAAUACUUGUAGCACUCCAGUUUCUUCAAUUGAUGCAAUUUUUCUGCUAUCAGCAGACUGAAAGAGAAAAUACGCAUGAAAACCUGGACUAGUACACGUAAAUGAGUGCGGUAGAUCUCUAAGAGAGACCGUGUUCAAAUUUGCUUUAUGUUGAAUCACUAGGUUGCAAUCUCUGGUUACAUACUUCGAAAUUCAUUGGCAGUAGGUCGAUCUAAGGAGUUUAAAUGCACUUCGUUAACAGAACUGUAGGUUU